Molecule: messenger RNA, 1050 nt
Organism: Alnus glutinosa
Lineage: Eukaryota; Viridiplantae; Streptophyta; Magnoliopsida; Fagales; Betulaceae
Product: GDSL esterase/lipase At4g10955-like
Exons: 2
Coding region: 1-1050 (349 amino acids)
Biological process (GO): lipid metabolic process
Source: RefSeq, a predicted model, not a curated record
AUGGCGUUAAUGACAUCUGAGAGGAAAGACUUUAGCCUUUCAGGACCAUUUCACCUAACUUCUAUUGACUGGGGGAGUGAAAACCAUCGAAGGUCUGUUGCUGCCAGUUUGGUUCAGGGUGUCUACAUUCUCGAACGGGACCGCCAAGCAAACCGUCAAGGUUCCCAUGCCCUUGCUCCUCCUUGGUGGGAGUUUCUCCAUUUUCGGCUGCUUCGUCCCUUUGUAGAUGAUGCUGAUUGUUCCAUCUUUGGAGCCAUUUAUGAAUUCAAUCCUCCAGCGUCUCACCGUAACCACUCACUAGAUGGAAGUCCACGAUACGUGAUUGCUUUCCGAGGCACCUUACUAAAGCGACAAUCCUGCUCUCAGGAUCUCAAGUCGGAUCUGGCCGUCAUUCGGAAUGGACUUGACCAGACAUCUCGUUUUGAGAUUGCCAUGCAACAUGUCUGUAACAUGGUUGCUACAGUUGGCGAUUCAAAUGUCUGGUUAGCUGGCCAUUCCCUUGGUUCAGCAAUUGCAAUGCUUGCCGGAAAAACUAUGGCCAAGAGCGGUGUCUUUCUCGAAUCUUUUCUUUUCAAUCCGCCAUUCAUUUCUGUCCCGAUUGAGAGAUUUAUUGAGGAUGAAAGACUGAAACACAGCCUUGGAAUUGCAAAAAGUGUGAUCACAGCAGGACUCACUGUUGCUAUGAAGACUAAACACCAGAGGAAUACGGAGGAGAAUCAAUUUGCUGCUUUGUCUGCAUGGGUCCCUUGUCUAUUUGUGAACCCCCGUGAUUUUAUCUGUUCAAAAUAUAUUAGGUAUUUUGAACAGAGGAAAUAUAUGGAAGAGAUUGGUGCAGGAGGUAUUGGGAGAUUAGCAGCCCAGAACUCGAUUCGAGGUCUGCUAAUGGAUGCAUCGGGGAAGGACUCAGAACCACUACACCUCAUUCCUUCUGCAAGUCUGACCAUUAAUCCAUCUCCUUCCCAGAAUUUAAAACAAGCUCAUGGACUUGAGCAGUGGUUGAGUCGUGAUCUAAACUUGCAAUCCAAGCUCUACAUGUAUAGAGAGCUGUGA